GGCGCGGAGAAGGAGCGGUGCGGCGGCGUGGAGGGCGAUGGUCGGCGGUGGAGCGGCGCGGCGGAGCUGGGGGGCCGCGGUGCUGGUGCUGCAGGCGGCCUGGGCGCUGGGCGGCGGUCCGGUGCGCUACUCGGUGCCGGAGGAAGCCGAGGCCGGCACGGUGGUGGGGCGCCUGGCGCAGGACGUGGGCCUGGAGGCGGGCGAGGCGGAGGCGCGGCGCCUGCGGCUGGUGUCGCGGGGCUUGGGGGCGAGCGUGGAGGUGAGCGGGGCGAGCGGGGCGCUGGUGGUGAGCUCGCGGCUGGACCGGGAGGAGCUGUGCGGGAAGAGCGCGCCGUGCGCCCUGCGCCUGGAGGUGCUGCUGGAGCGGCCGCUGCGCGUCUUCCACGUGGAGGUGGAGGUCACCGACAUCAACGACAAUGCCCCGCGCUUCCCCGCCGCCUCCAAAAACAUCAGCAUCGCGGAAUCUUCUCUGCCCGGGUCGCGUUUCCCGCUGGAGGGCGCGUCGGAUGCGGAUAUCGGAUCGAACGCGCAGCUCUCGUACACACUGAGUCCUUCUGAGCACUUCGCCCUGGAAUUACAAAGAGCAAAUGACCGGAAUAUUAUUCCUGAUCUUGUAUUGAAGAGCCCGCUGGACCGCGAGUCGCAGUCGGAGCACCGCUUGGUGCUGACGGCGAGUGACGGGGGCAGGCCGGCGCUGACGGGCACGGUGCAGCUGCUGAUCUCGGUGCUGGAUGCGAACGACAACGCGCCGCAGUUCAACCAGUCGGUGUAUAAAGUGCAGCUGCCGGAGGACGCGGCGGAGGGGACGCUGGUGGCGCGGGUGGCAGCCAAGGACCCGGACGAGGGAAUUAAUAGCGAAGUGACUUACGGUGCCACCAACAUUAUUCCACUCAGUGGGAAAAAUUUGUUUUCUAUCCAUCCAGAGACGGGGGAAAUCAGACUCACAGGUGCCUUAGAUUUUGAAGAAGUCAGUGUGUUUGACUUUCGCAUUGAGGCGAGAGAUAAGGGGACACCUCCGUUAUCGGGCCACUGCGGCGUGGAGCUGGAGGUGCUGGACGUGAACGACAACGCGCCCGAGGUGUGGGUGACGUCGCUGUCGGUGCCGGUGCCCGAGGACGCGUCGCUGGGGACGGUGGUGGCGCUGCUGAGCGUGUCGGACCGGGACUCGGGUCCGAACGGGCGGGUGCGGUGCGCGGUGGUGCCGGCGUCGCCGUUCGGGCUGGUGGCGACGUUCGCGGGCUCGUACUCGCUGGUGCUGCGGGAGGCGCUGGACCGGGAGCGGGUGUCGGAGUACGAGGUGGAGGUGCGGGCGGAGGACGGCGGGGCGCCGCCGCUGCGCGCCAGGCGCGGGCUGCGGGUGCCGGUGUCGGACGUGAACGACAACGCGCCGGCGUUCGCGCAGGCCGUGUACACGGUGCUGGCGCGGGAGAACAACGCGGCGGGCGCGGAGCUGGCGCGGCUGUGGGCGCGGGACCCGGACGAGGCGGGCAACGGGCGCGUGAGCUACUCGGUGUGGGAGGGCGGCGCGGGGAUGGGCGCGGGCUCGGGCUCGGGCUCGGGCUCGGGCUCGGGCUCGGGGUGGCGUCCGGCGUCGAGCUACGUGUCGGUGGAGGCGGAGAGCGGGCGGCUGCGGGCGCUGCGUCCGCUGGACUACGAGGAGCUGCAGGUGCUGCAGUUCGAGGUGCGGGCGGUGGACGCGGGGGAGCCGCCGCUGUGCGGCAACGCCACGGUGCAGCUGUUCGUGGUGGACGAGAACGACAACGCGCCGGCGCUGCUGCCGCUGGCGGGCGGCGGGCCGGGGCCCUGGGCUGCGGGCGAGGCGGCGGAGCCGGCGUGGCGGGCGGCGGGCUCGGCGGGCUCGGCGGGUUCUCCGGGCUCGGCGUCGUCGUCGUGGUCGCUGUGGGCGCGGGCGGCGCUGGGUGCUCCGGCGGGGCAGGUGGUGGCGAAGAUCCGCGCGGUGGACGCGGACUCGGGCUACAACGCGUGGCUGCGCUACGAGCUGCGGGAGCCGCGGGGCGAGGGCCCGUUCCGCGUGGGGCUGUACAGCGGCGAGGUGAGCACGGCGCGGGCGCUGGAGGAGGCGGACGGCCCGCGGCAGAGGCUGCUGAUCGUGGUGCGGGACCACGGGGAGCCGCCGCGCUCGGCCACGGCCACGCUGAGCGUGUCGCUGGUGGAGGGCGCCAAGGCGGCGCUGGCGGCGGCGGGGGCGGGGGCGGUGUCGGCGGGGGCGGGGCCGCGGGCGGCGGCGGGCGCGGAGGGCGGCUCUGCGGCGGCGGCGGCGGCGGCGACGAACGUGUGGCUGGUGGCGGCCAUCUGCGCGGUGUCGAGCGUGUUGGUGCUGGCGGCGGUGCUGUACGGGGCCGGGCGCUGGGCGCCGCGGGCGGCCGUGCCGGCGGGGCCCGGGCCGGCGACGCUGGUGUGCGCCAGCGAGGUGGGCAGCUGGUCGUACUCGCAGCGCCAGAGCCGGAGCCUGUGCGUGGCCGCGGCCGGGGACGGCGCGGGCAAGAGCGACCUGAUGGUGUUCAGCCCCAACUGCCCGCCGCUGCCCGGCCCCGCGCCGAAGGAGACGCCGCACGAGCCGCCCUCUCUGCUCGACACGCCAAAACACUCCAAUCCUGACUGGCGCUACUCUGCGUCCCUAAGGGCAGGAAUGCAAAGUGCUGUGCAUCUGGAGGAGGCAGGAAUCUUACGUGGAGGACCAGGAGGGCCUGACCAGCAGUGGCCAACAGUCUCCAGUGCUACUCCAGAACCUGAGGCAGGAGAGGUGUCCCCCCCAGUGGGAGCUGGUGUGAACAGCAACAGCUGGACCUUUAAAUUUGGACCUGGCAAUUCGAAACAAGGUGGUCCUGGUGAGUUGCCAGACAAAUUCAUUAUCCCAGGAUCUCCUGCAAUCAUCUCCAUCCGGCAGGAGCCACCAAACAGCCAAAUUGACAAAAGUGACUUCAUAACCUUUGGCAAGAAGGAAGAGACCAAGAAAAAGAAGAAAAAGAAGAAGGGAAACAAGACUCAGGAGAAAAAAGAAAAGGGCAACAGCACCACUGAGAACAGUGACCAGUGAGGGGUUUAUAAUGAAAGAACCCCCUUAGCCAGUUUUUGUAAUAAUGGCAGAUUUCUCCUAUGUAGCAACUCCCAAUUUCUUCCUCCUGUUAACAAAUUUCCUGUACGUACAGACUUCAAAAAAUCCGCAGGAAAUUCAUGGUGUCUGUCUAAAUUGCUUAACAGGUUUUGUCUUGAAAAGCUUUAUUAAGUCUGGUGUUAACUCUUUUUCUCCACUCUGGCUUGUUUUCAGAAUCUAAAAAGCAGACACAAGUUUCCUUUCUCCUACGCCGAAAAGGAGAAUCUUCACAGUACAGCCAGUGAGAGGUUGGACUCUCUGCACUGUGGUUCCUGUGCUCCUGUCUUGAUGACACUUACAGGGCAGGUUUAAAAGUUUUAAUAUUGUGCACCCUGUAUCUGAUUGGAAAUCUUUGUGUGCAGAUGUCAGCUAGGUGAUAAGAAACCAGGUUGUAAGAUGCAAGAAGAGCUGGUAAAUACAGAACAGAGGAAAUACCUAACAAACAUACAUGUUCAGAGAUGUUCAGGCUGGGGAGGAAAUGUCUGAAAGGUGACCAGACUUUUCAAACUUUGAGAAGUCACUGUGUGGGAAUACUGAGUCUUACACACGACGUAUUGUACACACUCCUACAAAGAAAACCUCACAUUUACAGCUCUUUAAGAUACCAUAAAUGUUAUCUUUUUACCAAGCAAGCCAUUGGGAACUUGUCCCUGGGAGCCCUGCAUUACCCCAGCAAGGCCCUAAUGCUGUAGGGAGGGCUGGGCUGACAUCCCGGUAUGUGACUGACUGUGAUGCUCUGUGUCCCUGUUGCCACUCUUUGAUUAUUUUGCACAUUUUGUCUCUGAAAAGGUCAGAGUUUUUCCACGACACUUAUGCAAAAAGAGAGAAAAAAGAAAUGUUAACUAUGCUGUUUGUUAUCUGAGAUAUUUAUUUAUAAAGAAAUAUAGCUGUAAAUGUUAUAGAAAUAUGAUGCCCUUUAACCCAAACAGAAGUCAAUCUAGAGCCAUUAUAAAUUAAAAUUGCUGCUACUAAAGUGCUUUAGAAAAAUUGCCUGAGACAUCUGUAUUAUAUCGGCCACUUGCCAAUAACAGCUUUAUUCUGUCGGGUCACUUGGGGGCUGCCUCUUGCAUGUUAUUAAUGAAUACAAGAAUUUAAUUUUUUUGCAUUAAUCUGCACUUUCAAUACACCUUUGCAAACAAACUGUCCUAAUAUGAAGAAGCAAAAGCGAACUCCUCACGCAAAUGGAUUUACUAACCUGCUAGUUCUGUGCAGUACCUUGGUGUUACCUCCUACACACCCCUUUUCUGACUUUAAUUUUACUUUUUCUAUGAGAUUAUGGAUUUCUGACCCUAUUAACACUUAUUAUGUAAAAUUCAAGUACUGUAUGUAUGCUGUAUGCUCUUAUAAGAAUCCUGAAAUAUUUAUUCUGUGCUUGUGUAUGUGAAUGUCAAUGCAACUAUUAUUAGAGUGGACUUUAAGCUUUACCGUUGAAUGUAAAUUCAUUAUUUCUUUUUUUGUACACUUGUGAAAAAGUGGAGUAGUGUUAAUUUUUUAAGCCACUGUUGAUUAUCAGUUGUUCUUUUUUUUUUUUUGUGUAUGAAACACAAGUAAAAUAUCUUUCUUAAAUCAAGCCAUGCAUGCAUUCUGAGAUUCAUUGAAGCUAAAGCCCUGUGAAUUACUAAACCUAUAAUUGGAGUGCUAAAUGUGAUUGAAGAUGCUGGUAUAAAACCAAUACAUGUAUUUUUAAAAAGAAUAGAGCUGAUGAGGGAAUUCCAUGGAGUUUUCUACAUUACUGUACCUUCACAGAAUAAAGCUCAAGUGUUGUACUAAUUGGAACUGCGUAAGAAACUACAGAGCUCUCACAUUGCUGCCAGUCGCUCUAAUCUAGGAUCAAAGAGAACAACUGGAUUUCUUGAGACAUGUCCUGGAUGGUUGACGUUUCCAAACUGCUGACAGUUCAGAGCAGGUCAAUUAGUAUUCAUUUGAGAAACCUGAUGCAAGUCUUAAAUCAUCACAGAAGAUAAAGCUCUAAUAAAAGAAUGAAUCUCUCAAAGUGCAAACUGC
Molecule: messenger RNA, 5119 nt
Organism: Tympanuchus pallidicinctus (lesser prairie-chicken)
Lineage: Eukaryota; Metazoa; Chordata; Aves; Galliformes; Phasianidae
Product: protocadherin alpha-C2-like
Exons: 5
Coding region: 38-3058 (1006 amino acids)
Biological process (GO): homophilic cell-cell adhesion
Cellular component (GO): plasma membrane
Molecular function (GO): calcium ion binding
Source: RefSeq, a predicted model, not a curated record